AUGAGUAUUAAAAUAUUUCUUAUUAUCUUACUUUAUUCAAUAAAAUUAACUAAUACAAUAAAAAUACAAUUUUCGAAUCCAUUACAACGUUUUAUUUAUGAUGAUCAUACCGAUACCAUUGUUUUAGCUUCCAUUAAUCAUAUAUACUCAUUAAAUGCGAGUGAUUUAUCAAUUUUAUCAGAUAUAAACAUUUCAUCAUCGUUCGAAAAUGAAAAUCAUUGUUCAAUACCAAAUAAUAAGACAUUAUCAUCAUUAACAACAAAUAUUUAUUCUUUUCCAUCAUCAUCCUAUUUAUUUCCAUCAUUGAAUAGUACAUUUAACCAAUUACUUCUGUUAAUUAAUGAUUCUAUAUUAAUAUGUUCAACAUCAAAUCGUGGUGGUUCAUGUCAAUUACGUUCAUUAGUAAAUCUUAAUUUAUUAAAAAAUUCUUCACAACGUAUUGUUUCAUCAUCACCAUUCUAUCCAUCGAUUGGUUUCAUUAGUGAAAAUAAUCAUAUAUUAUAUUUAUCUAAUACAUACGAUGUUUUAUGUGAUCCAUUUUAUGAAGUUCCAACAAUAAGUGGACGUUCAAUUGAUAGAGAAUUUUUAUCAAUCAUCAAUUUAAAUUCUGGUCAAUCAGCACUACAACAAUCAACAUAUACAUUACGUUUAUUAAAUAUACGUUUAAUAAAAGAAUUCUUUCUCUAUUAUUUGUACGGAUUUGAACAUAAUAAUAUAUCAUAUUUUUUAACAAUUCAACAAUCUGAUAUUUAUCAUACACGAAAACAUAAAUUACAAACAAAAAUUUUACGCUUCUGUCAAACAUUGAAGCAGUCAAUCAUCAAAAGUUAUGUUGAAAUUCCAAUAACAUGUGGAAAAAAUUAUCAGUAUCUAGUUACAGCAAAAUUUUCUAAAGACAAUAACAUCUUGUAUGGCAUAUUUCGUAAUACAACAUUAGCUAAUUCAUCUGAUACAUCACAUGCUGUAUGUUCAUAUUCAAUCGAUUCAAUACGAGAAGCUUUUUUUCAAACAAUAAAACGUUGUCUUGUUGAUGGGAAAGGUUAUCGUGGUUUAGGUUAUAUUAGCCCUGAUACACAUUGUGUAUCGAAUAAGAAUUUAAAUGAAAUCAAUCAUGACUAUUGUCCAGAUAGUGAUGAUAGAUUUUUUCAAUAUCCUAUUGGUGGCCAUCGACCAUUAGAACAAAUUGAACCGAUUAUUGAAUUGAAUGAAAAUGUCAAUUUUACAGCUAUUGAAAUUGUUUCAAUCGAUAAAGAUGUCAUGAUUUUAUUAGGAGAUGAUCAGGGAACUAUAUAUACCUUUCAAACAUCAAAUGUAAAUGAAAUUGGCAAACAAAGUUUUCCAUCAUCAAUGAUAAUUGAUUUGAAGUUAGUUAACAAAAAUUCAUUGUUAAAAAAUGCUAAUCUUCUCGUGCUGACUAAUAAUCAGGUAAUUAAACAAAAUUUAAGUACAUGUGAACAGUAUAAAACAUGUGAUGAAUGUUCCAAUAUUAAACUUUGUCAUUGGUGCUCUAAAGAAAAUAGAUGUACACCGACAUUCGAAUGUAUCCAUGAAAACUAUAGAUAUAAAAAGAAAAAUGAAAUAAAUAUGUGUACAAAUAUUGAACUUUUUUUUUUUUGGAUGCUUGUUAACGUUCCAUUAAAAAAUGAUAUUGAUGAAUAUAAUUGUCAAUUUCGUUUAACAGAUGAAAAUGAAUUUCUCUAUUAUACAAAUGCUGUUCUUCUUAAUGAUAAAACAUUAAAAUGUUUACCACCUACAUUGAAUAAUAGAAGUCAAGCUGUUUAUAAUGUUGCAUUAUCAGUAUAUCAUUUGAAGACAAAUUUAACAUUUGGAUAUUAUCAUUUAUUAUUUAUUAAUUGUUCGAAUUUUCUAUCAUGUUCAUCGUGUAAUACAUAUUCAAAUCAAUGCAUAUGGAAUCUUCAAACAGUAAAUUGUAUAUCCUAUGAGAAUAUCAGAUUACCACCAAUCAAUCAUAAACGUCUUGUAAAAAAAUCGAAUCAGUGUCCACUUAUUUAUUUACAACAAUCAAUAAAUCGUCUUGCUUAUAAUAAUAAUAAAACAAUAAGUAUACACGUUGAUCAAUGUAAUGGAACUAUGAGUAUUAAUUCAUGUCAAUUGAAUGAUCAUCAUAAGCGUUUUUCAUUCAUAUCAUCAGAGUCAAAAUUUACAAAAUCAACAUAUGAAAAUCAUUUAUGUUUAUUAGAAUGUUCAUUUGAUUUAUCGAAUCUUGAAAAUUCUCACCAGAUUUCAUUUUAUCGACCAAUACAUCUUGAUUUAUCAAUCGAAUUUACUAAUAAAACUUCAUAUACUAUUUCACGUACACAUAUUGCUUUAUAUGAUUGUGAGCGUAUGGCAUUAAAUUGUACAUCAUGUAUACAACUGGAUCCAACAUUUGGCUGUGUGUGGUGUAAUAACAUGUGUAUGUUUAAGAAUCAAACAAUAAAAAAUAAAUUAAUAUGUCCCAACAGUCAAGAAUGUUUAUCGCCUAAUAUACAUACUAUUGAACCAUUAUUAUUGCCGUUGAAUGGUGGUACAUUAGUUACAAUUAAUGGAAAAAAUUUUGAUUUAUUUAAUUUAUCGAUACGUUUGGCUGAUGUACCUUGUCAUUUAGUUCAAGAAGAGAGUUCAAAUAAUAGAAUUGUCUGCCAAUCUGGUGAUGCGGGAACAACAGCGCGCACUGGUUUUGUUCAUUUAAAAUUUGGUGUAAAUGGACCACAACUUCAUUCUCGUCAAACCAUCUCAUAUAUGAAUCCUACAAUAAAUCUCAUUGAACCACUUAUUGGUAUUGAAAGUGGUGGUACACUUUUAACCAUUCAUGGCGAAAAUUUAACAUUAGGCAAUAGUCAUAUAUCAGUAUCAAUUGGCAAUCAGUCGUGUCAAUUAUUAUCAAUAUCUCGUACAAAAAUUCAAUGUGAAACAACUUCAUUUUCUUCUUUAAUGUUAAAUAAACAGCAAACCAUAAAAUUUCUUUUUGAUCGACAAACAAAAAUUGAUUCAGAAAAAUUCUUUGCAGUCGUACCAAAUCCAAUACUAUAUACAUUUGAUAAAUAUCAUCAUUUUCAAAGUUUUAUGAGUGGUGGUCAUCAAUUAGUAAUUCAUGGUGAAAAUUUUCAUACAAUACAAAAUAUACGUUUAGAAUUUAAACGUAUUAUAUUCGUGUCACCAUUAUUUAAUAAUCAAACACAUUUAAUAUUUUUAACACCAUCAAUACAAGAAUUAAAUUUGAAUAAAGAAAAUGAUUAUCAACAUGAAAUAGAAGUUAUUAUUCAUUUAGAUCAUUUUAAUAAAACAUCAUCAUUAAUUUACAUUAAUGAUCCUGUUAUUUUUGAGCUUGAACCAAUUUUACAAACAUAUACUAAUGAAUUAACUAUUCAAGGUAUCAAUUUAACAGCUAUCGGACAUACAAAAAAUGAUAUUAAUAUUUAUAUUGGAUGUGAUUUAUGUACUAUUUUAUAUUUACAAUCUGAUAAAAUCAUUUGUCAACCACCAUUAUAUCGUCCCAACAAAUAUUCAAAAACGAAUCGAGUUUGUUAUGAUUCAGAACAUCCGUGGAUUAUUGUUACCAUUGAUAAUAUACAUUCACAUGUUGGAUAUAUGAUGUAUCCAAAAAAGAUUAUUAUUCUUGGUAUUAUAAGUGGAUGUUUAUUAACAAUACUCUUAGUUAUUCUCAUCAUACUUAUUAUUGUCUGUAUAAAAAUUCGUUAUUCUCAAAGAAAAUCGCGUCGACGUUAUUUAUACGGUGCUGGUAUCAAUCCUGAUGACCAUGAAAAAGAACCGUACGGAGAUAAUCUCAUUAAUCGAACUUAUCAAAAACUUCAACCUAUUGAAACUAAUAUAAUCGAUUCUUCAUCAUUGAUAGCUAUUCCGAUACGUUCUUAUAUAAAAUAUUUACAAUUAUGUUAUUAUUACUAUUCUUAUGAUCCAUUAUUAUUCAUACCAUCGUAUGAUACACCGAAAGCUAAUUUAAACCCAGAAAUCAUUGACCAAUUUCAAUUAUUAUUUGAAAAUAAUGAUCAAUUUAUUGAAAAUUUUUGUACAAUAUUAUUCAAGUCGAAUAAUAAAAGAAUUCUGAAUAAUUUUCUAUUAACACAAAGAUGCCAUUUUAAAAAAUUAUUACAAUAUAAUAAUGAUGCUAUCUAUUUCAAUAUAUGUAUUCUAUUAUCUUAUGAUGGCUUUUUAACAAAUCAAAUAAAUUCAUUAUUUUUUCAACUUUAUGAGCAAUUAAAAUAUAAAAUUCAUUCUGGUCCCAUUGAUACCAUUGAACAGACAUGUUCAUAUUAUUCAUUAAAUAAUACAACAAUAUUAAAUGAUCAAUCAACUAUAUUUAAUUCUAUUCAAUUAAUUGUUCAUAUUGAUUUUAGUAAUUCUGAUGAUUUAUUAUUAAUAAAUGUAAAAUGUUUAACAUGCGAUACAAUAACACAAGUUAAACAAAAAAUUCUUAUUCAAUUAAAUUUAUUUAAAAAAAUGAAUUUUAUAACAAUAAAUGAAUGUCAAUUAUUUCUAUUGACACGUGUUAAAUCAAGUAAUAAUUCUUUUUCAGCAUCAUCCUGUUCAUCAUCAACAACAUCAUCAUCAAAUGUACCAUUAGCAAAAAAAUCUUUGUUGACACAAUUCUUUUUCAAUCGCACUAAUAAAUAUUCAACAACAACAACAUCAACAUUAAAUGAUACGUAUAGAGAUUCGAUUAGUUUAUUAUUGAACGAUAUUGAUAAUACUAGCGAACAAAUAAAUCAUUGCAAAAAAUUAAAUACGUUACAACAUUAUGGUGUUCUUAAUGAUGGUUAUGAAUUUAAAAUUAUUUUACCUAAUAGAAAUAAAAUAAUUAAUUAUGUUAAUCAAACGAAUAGUAGUCCAAAUUUAAGAAGAACACUUCGUCGUAAUAAUUUUGAUUGUCAAUAUUGUUCAACAGAGCUUAAAAAUACUUUCAAUUAUAUAACAUCUGUACCAUUAACUUUAAAUUCUAUUGGAUUACCACCAACAGGUGAAAACGAUAGAACACGUUGUUUUCAUUUAUUAAAUCAUACCUAUGAAGAAAUAGGUGAAUGUGGUAAUUUAUUCAUGGAUAAUAAUCAAAGUAAAACUUAUCGUUUAUUUGAAACGAAAUCUACGAUACAUUCAAUGUUAAUAAAUCUUAUUGAAACCUUAUUUACAAAUUUUCUUCAUAGUGAUGCAUAUUUAAGUGAAUUGAUUGAACAAUAUUCACGUUUUUUACACAUAUUCUAUGGACAUUUUGUACCAUUUAUAUUAAAGAAUAUGAAUUGUUUAUUCGAUAUAACAAUUGAUAAAUGUUUAAAUAGCUCAUUGGAUAUUCUAGCGACUAUUUUUCAAAUAGCUUGCUCUUGUCAAUCAAAUGAAGAAAACUGUUCAUUAUGUUCCGAGUCAAAUAAUAAUAAUACAAAUUUAAAUUUAAAUAUUCAAAAUUGUACAUUAUUAUUUGCUGAUGAAAUUCAACGUGUUCGUUUACAUUAUUCAAAUUUAGAGAGACGUUUAAAUAACAAAAAUUUAACAUCUGAAUAUUCAUCGACUAAUACAGGUAUUAACAAAAAAUUUGAAUUGGAUCCUUCAAUAAUUCAUGAUCUUAUUGAAUAUUUAUGUUCACAUGCUGAAGAGAUUAAUGAUCUAUUGAAAAGUCGAUCAACCGAUAAUAAGACUUCAAUCGUAUUUCUCAACCUUGUCCAAAUGUAUCGAUCGACUGGAAGAACUUGA
Messenger RNA from Rotaria socialis, 5703 nucleotides. The record is from the annotation of a GenBank genome assembly. NCBI's taxonomy places the organism in Eukaryota, Metazoa, Rotifera, Eurotatoria, Philodinida, Philodinidae.